GCACAAACAUUUGGUUGCUGAAAUGGACCAACGCAACGGUUGGAUUGAAUCGAUUCGCGAAGCGGCUGCUGCGUUGAUGGCCAAAGCGUCUCAAGGGGGUGCUUCGGGAUCUGCUGAUGUGGCGGCUAUUCGGAACCAGCUAGAACACUUGAACACAGUAUGGAACCGAGUCCGGACGCUGAUGGAUCAACGUACCGAACGUCUAAAUGCGGCGCUCAAGUUGGCGGUGCAGUUCCAAAAGAUGUGCCGCAGUUUGAUGGAUUACUUCGCCGGCGCGGAACAUGUCAUUCGGCGUUUGGCCGCGUUGCCGACCUAUGACGAUGAUGUUGAAGAUGACUCUGAUAACACCGACAAUGCUUUGGACCCCGACAGGCUAUCCGAUAAGCCUAAAAAGAGCAAGAACGAGGCCCCGGAAGAUUUGAGCAGUGCCAUCGAAUCUCAUGAACAAACCCACACCAAUCUAAUGGAUCAGGCGGAGCGCGUCGAGGCCACGCUGCAAUUGGGUACUCAGCUCCUGGCUCAAGCGCAUCCCGAAGCAGUACCUCGCUUGCGUCAAUGGAUUCACACUGUACAGAGCCGUUGGAACGACCUAAUUUCCUGGUCGGCUCAACGAGGAGAUCGUUUGCGAGCAGCGCUUAGCGAGCAAGAUAAAAGGCGCGUGCUGCAUAGGGAACUGACUGAGUGGAUUAUUGCGACUCGAAGAAGAUUGGAGCAAGAGCCAGCCAUCACACUGGCCGACCCAUCUGUCUCUGCGGUGAGCAGCGUACCUUUAUCCGUCUCAGAAGAAGUUGAAAGGCCUUCCACUGAGGACACGCACGCGGAGUUCACCGAUAAUCAAGGGCCCUUCAGUUCGGAUGCCCCUCGUUUUGAGGAACAACCAGUGGUAACAUCUUUCCGCACAUUGCUUCUUCAUGAGAUCACAGAACCCGAGUUAGUGGAACGGUUAUUGGAAGAACAGGCGGAGUUGGAACAGGAGUUUGCGACGCGGCAACCUAUUUUGGAUGCUAUACUGAAACACGCCAAACUCCGGGUUAUUCCGAAAUCUUCCAUCCCAAGGGGACCAAUGGCCGCCCGACGAAGUCGUGUCGGUUCCCGGGGAUUGGGUUCUGGACGUCUGUCUGUUAGUCGAACCAGUCAGGUAGCUUCAACUUCGGUGAAUAAUGAAAUAUCAUACGUCUCCCCCGUGAUCAACCAGUUGUACCAACGAUGGAUUCAGCUACAACGUCUGUUAGAUGCAAGGCGUGUCAAAUUACGCGAUCGCCUAUCUUAUUUGAGCGAAGUGGAAAAGCUGAAGACAUUCGACUUCGAGGCUUGGCGGCAGCGUUACGUUGCGUGGCUGAACCAGAAUAAAGCCCGUGUGAUCGAUCUGUUCCAUCGCAAAGAUCUCGAUCGUGACGGCAGGUUGACGUAUGCAGAAUUCAUCGACGGUAUCUUGGAAAUGAAAUUCUCCACGACCCGUGUGGAACUACAGGCUGUGGCGGAGGUCUUCGAUGCGAACGGCGAUGGCUACAUAGACUAUCGAGAGUGUCUGAAUGCUUUACGUGCUGGUUACGUGGCGUCUCGGGUUGGCAUCGGCAGUUAUCCCUCUGCGGUUGGAGAAAGUAGCAGCAGUAUGCUUAGCCUGUCCCAACUGCGAUCCACUGAUGAAGAGGUAAUCAAUGAUGAGGUCAGACGUCAAGUUGGUUUGUGCACCUGCCACAACACGUAUCAGAUUUGCAAAAUGACCACCGAUAAAUAUCGGUUCGGUGAUUCACAAAAGCUGCGUUUGGUCCGUAUUCUCAAAAGUGCCGUUAUGGUACGUGUCGGAGGCGGAUGGGUCAACUUGGACGAAUUUCUUGCCAAAAACGACCCAUGUAGAGGUGCUUGUCAGCGCCUAUCAAGCUUCACAGACUUAGCAGCUGCAGCAGGAUUGACCACGACCAAUCGUCAACGGCCUCCCAUUCCGUCUCAUCAUCGCGGUCCUCCCAGUCUGUCUACCAACUACUCAAACGCCCUGCGCAGUAGUAUCGAUAGUCAUUCAAGUUCACAGCAAACGUGCAUGGCCGGUGAGAAAGGUGCGCGUCGCUCGCGUCAGCGGGGCAGGAUGUCCUACAAUCAUGCAGCGUUCCGGCCUAUUUCCGGUCCUGGACAGGAUAACGCCUUCUAUCUUGUGAUGCCGAGCACCAAAGCGAAUCCAAGCAACCAUCUAUCAUUCUAUUCACCCCACAUUGGAGAGUGGUUCACUGAGGCUAAGCGUUAAUCAGCAUCGCUUCGGUGUAGCAUCGUAUCCUACCAUACCGGUGUGUGUUUGUGUGCGUGCACCCGAAUAUUCGGAAUUUCGAGCACAUCACAAUCAACGCUUCCUUCAGUCUUUCCCAACCUCAACUGGCUUUUACUCACAAGGUUUGUUGUGAACGUCAGUUUCCUUACCUCCCCCCCCCCACUGAAGCAUGCGUCACGUUAGAUGUUGACGAGCCUUGUUGUCCUUGUAACUACCCGUCAACUGAGGCUUUUUGUGCACGUCGCUUCCUCGAAUCAACAUGCAUGAGUAUUCUAUAUGGAAUGUAAUGAGCAGUGUCGCUGGCCCCGCUCAUGAUGUGACUGUCCUCUCCAAUGACAAAAGCUCUCUUCCUUUUUAGCCGCUGGCCAACUGGAUCAGUCCAUGAUCAGUGACAAGGUGGGUAGUGUGCGUCAGAGGCCGUCCCCUCGCCCAAGUGUGGCUACAACUUCUCGUUCUGGCAGCUCCGUGUCUGUCUCCGCCUAUCUCCUUGGACCCUCCACCGAGCGCGAUGUUGUUUCCAAAGCCCCUACACCGUACCGCACUGAACACAGUAGUCAAAGUUUCGAUAAUUUCGUAUCCAAAAGUCUUUCGGAAGUAGGGCAAUUUGAUUCCAAGCCAGUAGUGGUGGAACGAGACGAUCAGUGUUCGCGGUCAUCUUCACGAAUCUCCAUCAGCAGCAGCAGUGUUCCGGACUCUAGAACUGGUGCUCGAAGAUCCAGUAUCGCGAGUCGGGCACCCAGAUGCCCCGAUGGUGGGAUCCGUGUAUCGAACCGCAGUUCCCAAGAUGUGGUCUCUUCUCAGUCCAGUAUUCCCCGUGACGCGGAACAUCGCAAGGCAUCAAAAUCGCAUAUCCCAUCUUUGAAACGCUAACAUUCCAUAUCACUUGAAUGGUAAUGCCCCAUGUGGCAUUGUCUAUUCAAUAGGUCCAUCACGUCAGCUUUCCCAUUGGUAAGCGCCUCGUCCGAUAACUCACCCGAACCUCUCCAUUUUGGAUGUCCUCCUGUCACCAAACACAUACACACACACACGGACAGCCCCAGCCUACCUCCUCCUCUAUCCCGCACCAUUUUUAAUUUCGGGAGUUUUCACUUUCGCACAACAGCUGAUAUCGAUGUUUCGGUUGAGAUAUUUUUUAUUACCUUUUCUGCUUUCAUUGUUACUUAUCUCUCUUGAUCCAUUGUACGUGCUCGGUCCUCUUCCACGUAUACUUUCUGUGAACAUU
This is a messenger RNA of Dicrocoelium dendriticum, 3482 nucleotides long. The record is from the annotation of a GenBank genome assembly. Lineage: Eukaryota; Metazoa; Platyhelminthes; Trematoda; Plagiorchiida; Dicrocoeliidae.